Trifolium pratense (red clover) is the source of this 1393-nucleotide messenger RNA. RefSeq names its product zinc finger CCCH domain-containing protein 44. Bases 281 to 1180 code for a protein of 299 amino acids. The record is from RefSeq and is a predicted model, not a curated record. The transcript is spliced from 3 exons. NCBI's taxonomy places the organism in Eukaryota, Viridiplantae, Streptophyta, Magnoliopsida, Fabales, Fabaceae. Gene Ontology annotation, molecular function: mRNA binding; metal ion binding.
AUUCGAGGAGUAAUAAUAAAUACGUACUAGUAUUAUCCGCAGUGUCUUUGCUGCUUAUGUUUUUGUCUUUCGAACCUUUCUUCUUCGUUCUCUUGCCUUCGCUCUUUUCAUCCUCUCGUUCUUUUCAAAACCCUCUUCUUCCUUCGUGUUCCAUUCAACUCUAGGGUUAGGGUUAGGGUUUUUCCCCCUUUCUAUCUAAUUCCAUCACACCUCUCUCUCUCUCUCUAGGCUUUAAUUUCACUUUUCUUUGGAUCUCGAUCUACUUAUUUCUGUUACUGCAAUGGACGCUCGCAAGCGUGGAAGGGUUGAUGCUUCCGUCAACGUUAACGGCGGCUCCGUCAAGAAAACCAAACAAGAAAUGGACUCUUUAUCAAGUGGUGUAGGAAGCAAAACGAAGCCUUGUACCAAGUUUUUCAGCAUUGCUGGCUGCCCAUUCGGUGAGGGUUGUCACUUCUUGCAUUUUGUUCCCGGUGGUUAUAAUGCUGUUGCCCAGAUGAUGAAUUUAAAAUCUGCUGCACCUCCUAGAAAUGUUCCUGCGCCACCACCAGUUUCUAACAAUGGUUCUGCACCACAUUCUGUUAAAAGCCGCAUAUGCAACAAGUUCAAUUCUGCUGAAGGCUGCAAAUUUGGUGACAAGUGCCAUUUUGCCCACGGUGAAUGGGAACUUGGCAAACCUUAUGCUCCAUCAAUUGAUGAUCACCGUCCUAUGGCACCCACAACAGUUAAUCGUAUGGUUGGUCGAACAGAGGCUCCUUCUGGUCUGGGCACUACUAGCUUUGGUGCCAAUUCUACUGCCAAGAUCAGUGUAGAAGCUGCCUUGGCUGGAGCUAUCAUUGGAAAGGGUGGUGUGAAUUCGAAGCAGAUCUGUCGCCAAACAGGAGUCAAAUUUUCAAUUCGAGACCAUGAAUCUGAUCCAAACCUUAGAAACAUUGAACUUGAGGGAACAUUUGAUCAAAUUGCACAAGCAAGUAACAUGGUAAAAGAUUUACUUUUGACUCUAUCAGCGUCUGCCCCACCUAAAUCCACCCCAGGUGUUCCUAGUGCCCCCGGUGCUGCUGCCCAACCUGGAAGAAACAUCAAAACCAAGCUGUGUGAAAAUUUUGCUAAAGGAUCUUGCACUUUUGGAGAAAAAUGUCACUUUGCCCAUGGAGCUGCUGAAUUGCGCAAACUAGGAAUCUAAAUUUGACCUUGGUCAGGUGUACUUUUUUCUUCUUUUAUUAGCCAGGGCUAUUACUAUUAUAUUAUUACUCUAUUAUUAUUAUUAUCAAUGUUACUAUUGUUGUUGAUUGCUACUUAGUGGUACUGACAUGACUUAUGAUGUUAGUUUUGCCAUUGCAAGUUUAUUUUCAAAGCGACUUAUUUGGGUUCCAAAUGGGUCUGCUUUUAUUUGUUA